CCUGACCAGCUGAGCUCUACAGGAAGAGGAUCCUCUCAACAUGGCCGCCGCCUGCUAACUGGGAGCUGUCUGAAGCUGUCCUCCAUCAUGGCCCACUGUCUGCUGUCCGUCAACGAGUUCAUCCAGGACUCGUUUGUCCCGAUGAUAGCCGUGUUAGGCAGCAGCGAAGCGGAGAGAGUCUGCCGGAAGAACAGCUUGAAUUUAGCCGAGUUGCUGAGGCCCUUCUGCCGCCUGACAUCUGAAGGUCACAUCAGGGAUCCCAACAAUCAGCUCCAGACGGUGAAAAACCUGCGGAUCUGCAUCAACAACAUAGAAACGUCCACUGGCCAAGGCUCCGCCCACAACCGGCUGCUCAGUGAGGUGGUGCUCUCCUGUCAGCCACAGGAGGGCGCUGCAGCCACCGUCAUCAGAACCGCAGAAUAUCAUUUGAACCUAGGCGGGACCACGCCCUGGUUCGAGGCCUACAGGGAGGCCUUCCUGCAGACCAUGCCUCCCUCUGACCAUGAGUUCCUCCAUCACUACCUGGCCUGCCUGCUGGUGGUGUCGUCCUCCGAGGCGGUCCCGGUGGAGCAGUUCCUGAAGCUGUCCCAGGAGCAGCACAGGAUCCAGCACAGCGGGGAGUACUCCUGCCCAAAGUGGUUCAUCCCCAACACUCUCAAGUACUACGUGUUGCUGCACGACCUGAGCGAGGGAGAUGAGCAGAGGGCGGACAUGGUGUAUGAAGACAUGAAGCAAAGGUACGGCCCUCAGGGAUGCUACCUGUUGAAGAUCAACUCUCGCUCCUCUUCGCCUGAGGAGGGGGAGCAGAUCCCAGACCCCUGGAGUCAGUACCUGCACAAGCAAAACCCCCGGAACCAGGACUCGAUGGAACCUGCUGCUAAUGCUGCUGCUCCUCUGGGCGUUCCUCCUGAGGCCGACUGCAGGGAUUCAGCAGAGAGAGUAGAUCCUGGGCCUUCCACUCACCCCCUUCAGCUGGACACAGACAGCGUCCUAACCAUGAGCCUAGAGGACGUGAAGAAAAGUUCUGCAGACCCAGAUGACGUGGCUGACGGAGCGGGGAGCCACGGCGCCUGCCUGACCCUGAGCGACCACGACCGCAUCAGACAGUUCAUCCAGGAGUUCACCUUCAGAGGCCUGCUGCCUCACAUAGAGAAGAACAUCAGACAGCUGAAUGACCAGCUGGUUUCCAGGAAAGGCCUGAGCCGCUCUCUGUUCACAGCGACUAAGAAGUGGUUUGGUGGAGGAAAAGUCCCAGAAAAGGGCGUCAUUGAACCAAAGAGCACUCUGGGUCUUCAGUACCCCCCCGAAGCUCCUGAGCUGCAGAUCAGGAAGAUGGCCGACCUUUGCUUCCUGGUUCAGCACUAUGACCUGGCCUACAGCUGUUACCACACCGCCAAGAAGGACUUCCUGUCGGACCAGGCCAUGCUGUACGCGGCGGGGGCGCUGGAAAUGGCGGCGGUGUCAUCCUUUCUGCAGGGUGGAGCCCAGAGGCCGUAUCCAGCCCACUAUAUGGACACUGCAAUCCAGACAUACAGAGAUGUCUGCAAGAACAUGGUGCUGGCGGAGCGCUGUGCCCUGCUCAGCGCAGAGAUCCUGAAGAGUCAGGGGAAAUACUCUGAGGCUGCAACCCUUCUGAUUAAGAUGACCAGUGAGGACUCUGACCUGCGCAGCGCUCUGCUGUUGGAACAGGCCGCCCAUUGCUUCAUCAACAUGCGGAACCCAAUGGUGCGGAAGUUUGCCUUCCAUAUGAUCCUGGCUGGUCAUCGCUUCAGCAAAGCUGGACAGAGGAAACACGCGCUGCGCUGUUACAGUCAGGCCAUGCAGGUCUACCAGGACCGGGGCUGGUCUCUGGCAGAGGACCACAUCAACUUCACCAUCGGCCGGCAGUCCUUCACCCUGGGCCAACCGGACAGCGCGCUGCUGGCCUUCAGACAGAUCCUGAUCAACGACAGCAGGCAGACCGCCACGCAGCAGGCCGCCUUCCUCAGAGAGUACCUGUACGUGGUGAAGAGUCUCCUCGGGGGAACGGACGGCCGCCUCCCUGAGCUCCCGCUGCCCUACAUCCACAGCGCUGCUACCAGGGUCUACUUUGGACAUGAACGGCGCCUCGCAGAAGGAGAGAAGCAGGCAGCCACCCACGUCUCCUUGGACCAGGAGUACGACCAGGAGCUGUCCCUCCUCUGGUGCCGGCUGGAGGAGCAGCUGGUGGCCUCAGCCAAUCAGGGAGUUCUUCCAAACACCUUCCAGCCGACCCAGUGCUGCCUGAACCGCCAGACCGACAACCUCCACCACCCGCUGGCUGUGGUCCAGGAGCCGAUCAUCGUGGAGGUGACGCUCAGGAACCCCCUGAAGGUGGCGCUGCUUCUGUCCGACCUCUCCCUCCUCUGGAGGUUCACCGCCGACGCGCCUUCAGGAGGGGAGGUGACCGUCGCCAAUGACGAUGCGGCAGCAGGCCAGAGGGACGAGCCGGUGACGACAGAGACCAUCAGAGAGUUCUACCUGGGGCCAGAGGAGACCAAGACGGCCCGACUGAAGCUGCUGCCACACAGAACAGGUCAGCUGAACAUCGUGGCAGUCGUCUACAACCUGACGUCGUCCCACUUUGGAGAACCGUCCUCAGACCCUGAAGGGCAGCAAACGUCAGAGUCCAUGAUGGUCCGAGGCAGGCAGGACCUGAAGAUCCAGGGUCCACGGCUGAACCUGACCAAGGAAGACAAGAUGCUGGUCCGACAUGGUCCGGAUCGCCGCCUGGAGCCCAUCAUCACGCCCCCUAUGCCCCUGAUGGAGGUGUUCUUCCUGCAGUUCCCCACCGCUCUGCUGUGUGGUGAGAUCAAAAAAGCUUACGUGGAGUUCUGUAACGUCAGCGCAGUAGCUCUGUGCGGCCUCUGGGUGGCGUCCACGCACCCUGACUUCUUCACGUUCGGCAGCCAGGACGCCGCCACCCCGCCGAGCCCAGCCUCCUCUGAGAACUGCUCGGCUUACGUCACCGUUCACGCACCCCCCCAGCCAGGAGCCCCGGCCCCCGAGACGCUGGUGUCCGCCCCUGACUUCAGCCAGGCCUCCGGGGUGAUGGAGAUCCCCAUCAGAGGCGGCACACUGCAGCCAGGGGAGUCCGUACAGCUGCCUCUGUGGCUCCGAGGACCAGACCAGGAAGGAGUCCAUGAAAUCAACUUCCUGUUCUACUAUGAGAGCUCAGAGAAAAGCCUCAGAAGCAGCCAUCGGGUGUUGCGUCACUCGGUGUUCAUCUGUGCCAGCCGGUCGUUGAGCGUCCAGGCGUCGGCCUGCCGCAGCAGCGCCGCUCCUCACAGCUCCCUGGACGACAGAGGCGGCGGGGGAACGCUGAUCUUCAUCGAUGUGGAGAACGUGAACGCGAGUGAGAGCGGCGUGCGUGAGUUCCACAUCGUCCAGGUGUCCAGCAGCAGCCAGCACUGGCGCCUCCUCAAGCACAUCAAUCCAGACCACAGUCAUGAUUGCAGACUCAGCAGCCGAGAACGAGCCAAGCUGUGCUUUAAGGCUACGCGAUGCAAACCCCAUGAAGGAGCUGAUGAUGUAAAGGAAUUCACUUUCUCAGACCUGAAUCUGGGAAACGAACGGAUCGUCAGCUCCUCCACACCCUGUGGAGAUUUCUUCUUCCGCUGCCGUCAGAGCUCAGAGUUCCACCAACCAGCCAGGAGCUCCUCCAGCAGCAGAGGCCAGGCCCCUCCCCCCUCUGACAUCACAAGCAUCGCCAAGAAGUGCAAUGAGCUGGACCUUCAUUUGAUCGUCAUCUGGAAGGCGUAUGUGGUGGAGGACAACAAGCAGCGGAUCGUGGAAGGCCAGCUCCACGUGGCUCUGCAGGCCGUGGGCCAAGAGGCCAGUUCUCUGCUCCCCAGAGAGGAAGCUCAGGAGAUGAUGCUCCUCAGGUUUAGGUCAGAGUCACCUCCUCCAGCCCUCCUGCCUCAUCCACAACUUUCCCAGCUCAUCAGGACCAACCUCGGCUACCCUGAAACCUUCUCCCAUCACUUCCUCAGAGACAGCCUUUGCUUGGUCCCGGUAACGCUGACCUUAUCCAACUGCUCAUUGGCUCAAAUAGAUGUCAUCAUAGAUCUGCAACACAGAAGCAGCAGCUCAGAGUCUCUGGAGGUCCACGCCUCCUUCGCCUGGGUGGGUCAGAACCAGUACAAGCUGCAGCUGGGGGGGCGGGAGGUGGUGAGCCUCACUCUGCAGGCCUGCUUCUUCCGCGCCGGCGUCUACAACCUGAACACGCCGCGGGUGUUCGCCAAGCCGGUGGAGCACGCCGCCAUGUGUGAAUCCAGCCAGCAGACGGCCAGUCCUGCUCUCAUCAUCAUCAACAACAGCGCCUCCCCUGGGGGGACCCUGGGGGGCCACUGACCCCGCCGGGGCCGGCGCCACCUAAAGGAAUCCCAUCCAGGCCCGAUGCUGAGUUGGCCGAAGACUGGAAGCCAUCUUUGUUCUGCAGACGGACUAAUAAUUAUUUAUUUCUAAUAUCAGACUGAUGUUAAAUAAAGGAAAUGAUGCAGGCAGCGCUCGAUUCGUUAGAACUGGAAUCCAUGUUUCUGGCGUUUAUAUAUAAUUAACCAUUAUUAUAAUAUCUGAUUAUUUAGUUUCAUCAUUAAACCACCUGAUUAAAGUUGCCUUUCUCUAAACUGAA
This is a messenger RNA of Cyprinodon tularosa, 4651 nucleotides long. RefSeq names its product trafficking protein particle complex 8 (gene trappc8). Gene Ontology annotation, biological process: endoplasmic reticulum to Golgi vesicle-mediated transport; protein localization to phagophore assembly site. Gene Ontology annotation, cellular component: TRAPPIII protein complex; cytoplasmic vesicle; phagophore assembly site. Bases 88 to 4371 code for a protein of 1427 amino acids. Lineage: Eukaryota; Metazoa; Chordata; Actinopteri; Cyprinodontiformes; Cyprinodontidae. Gene Ontology annotation, molecular function: protein binding. The record is from RefSeq and is a predicted model, not a curated record. The transcript is spliced from 29 exons.